AUGCUGAGGGAAGUGAAGGACAGGAGAGUGGACGUCGCUGUAGGACCUCUGGGCAUCACGCUCAAGAGGACGGCCAUCGUCGAUUUCCUUAUUGGAGUUUUCGAAUCUCAUAUACAGUUCGAUUUCAGUUUCAGAAUCGCUUUGAGAAGACCAUCUAACGAGGAUUACAUGUGGACGGUCUACACAAAGCAAUUCGAACUGGGUGUUUGGCUAAUAUUAAUCUUCCUAACAGUCGGUCUUGUGUUAUGCCUCUAUUUCGUGUCUCACGGUUUCUCAAGGCGAGCGACGAUCUCGUUCUCGGACUGCGCCUUCACUAUUUUCGGAUUUCUCUGCGGACAAGGCUCGACCCUCGCCUUCUCCUCGACGGCGGUGCGAACGGCGGUCAUAACCUCCCUCCUGCUGCAGGUGGUGACUUUGUCUUACUACACCAGCAACCUCGUCUCCGCGCUCACCGUCGGCCCACCGCUGCCACCAUUUAGCGACCUCGGGGACAUCCACGCGCAGUCCUCCAUCACUUUCGGAAUCGUCAAGGGAUCCAGGAAUACGGAUGAUUUCACGGACUCGAAGAACCCCCUCCACCAGUCGGUCUGGCGUCGCAUGGAGGAAGAGGACUUGGCUCUCACGGCGCAGGACGGGAUGAAUCGCGUCUACAGCGAGAACUACGCCCUCAUGCUGUGGGGGAUCUACUUCAAGGUCAACUACGCCCAGGACUGUCGGGUAUUCACGCUUCCGACGGGGUAUUUUCCUACGUACACCUCCUUCGCGCUGACUAAGGGGUCGCCUUUGGUCCCUGUUUUUAAUAAGCUCGUCCUCGACAUCAUCUCCUCCGGACUCCUGAAGAAGUGGUGGCAAGAGCUCAGCCUCACCAGCACAGACUGCAGCGCCUUGGAGACACAGCCCAUCGAGCUCAAGACAGUUCUCACGCCUUUCCUGCUGCUGAGUGGUAGCAUCUUGGUGUCACUGGGGGUCCUGCUUGUCGAACGUUAUAUCGCGAACGUUUUUUUCAGGAAGAGUGGAUUGAGGAAGUGA
This is a messenger RNA of Penaeus indicus, 1029 nucleotides long. RefSeq names its product glutamate receptor 1-like. The coding region runs from base 1 to 1029 and encodes 342 amino acids. Lineage: Eukaryota; Metazoa; Arthropoda; Malacostraca; Decapoda; Penaeidae. Gene Ontology annotation, cellular component: membrane. The transcript is spliced from 5 exons. Gene Ontology annotation, molecular function: ligand-gated monoatomic ion channel activity. The record is from RefSeq and is a predicted model, not a curated record.